AUGUCCCGGGAACGGGAAGGGAGCGGGAGGGGCGGGACGGGAACGGGGCUGGGAACGGGAAGGGGAAGGGACCGCGGCCGGGACCGGGCGGAGGGACAGCCCGACCGGGACCGGGACCGGGACCGGGACCGGGACCGGGACCGGGACCGGGACCGGGACCGGGACCGGGACCGGGCAGGACGGAGCGCACCGGUCCGGACGGGACCCAGCCCGAGGAGCCGCUGGGCCCGGCCGUGGCCCCGGACGAGGUGUGCGGCCCCCCCCGGCCCCCCCCCCCGCAGCCCCCAGGACCCCCCCCCGGGGGACGGGGAGCAGCCGGAGGAGCCCCCCCCCGCCACCGUCUACGAGGUGGUCUGCAGCGCCGGGACCCCCGCGCACGGCGGGGUCACCAUCCAGCUGGACUGGCUGCCCCCCACGCUGCUGCCCCCCGAGUCCUGCGUCAUCGCCGCGCUGCCCACCCUGCCCCUGCCCACCCCCACGCUCCCAGUCCUGCUGCUGUCGGAGGAGGAGAAGCGGCUGCUGGCGCAGGAGGGGGUGACGCUGCCCGGCUCCCUGCCCCUCACCAAGCAGGCUGAGGAGCGCGUCCUGAAGAAGGUGCGGAGGAAGAUCCGGAACAAGCAGUUGGCGCAGGACAGCCGCCGGAGGAAGAAGGAGUACCUGGACGGGCUGGAGAGCAGGGUGGCCUCGUGCUCGGCGCAGAACCAGGAGCUGCACAGGAAGGUUCGGGAGCUGGAGCAGCGCAACGGGUCCUUGCUGAGCCAGCUGCAGGCGCUCCAGGCUCUCAUCAAGCAGACGUCCAACAAAGCCGCCCAGACCAGCACCUGCGUCCUGAUCCUGCUCCUCUCCCUGGUGCUCAUCCUCUUCCCCAGCUACAGCCCCUUCUGCUGGGGCCGGGGGGGCCGCCGGGACCCCCAGCAGCCCACGGGAGCCCUGCCCAGUGCUCCCCGUCCCUGCAGUGAUCUCCAGGCACAUCCUGACCCGCGCGGAGCCGCCGCCACCGCCUGGAGAAGCCCCGGCGACGUGGUGGCAGCUGGAAGAGCUGGGGGCUGCAGCGGAGAACGGUGCCAAGGGGGGGCACGAGGACAGGACGGGCCCCCCCGGCAGGGAGCCGGGCACAAACUCCUCAGGCCGGGCUCCCCCAGGGGAUCCGAGGGCUCAGCCGUGGCUGCGGGACGCAGCGGCGGCAGCAAAACAGGCACACGGGGACGAGAUGUGACAGCCACCGGGGAACGGCCCCGCUUUGGGGGCCGGGAGCCACACUGGGACGGGGGGGGGCAGUCGGGGGCCCCCCCACCAUGCCCCAGGCAGGGGCGCUGGGUGCACCCCACGCACAGCGCAGGGGAAGGGAGCUCUGCGCUCGCAGGCAGCUCCCGGUGAAUAAAUCCGUGCCUGCUUCGCA
This is a messenger RNA of Cygnus olor (mute swan), 1399 nucleotides long. It is a transcript of the gene CREB3L4, whose product is annotated as cAMP responsive element binding protein 3 like 4. The record is from RefSeq and is a predicted model, not a curated record. Gene Ontology annotation, biological process: regulation of transcription by RNA polymerase II. Gene Ontology annotation, cellular component: nucleus. Gene Ontology annotation, molecular function: DNA-binding transcription factor activity, RNA polymerase II-specific; RNA polymerase II cis-regulatory region sequence-specific DNA binding. The coding region runs from base 1 to 1377 and encodes 458 amino acids. The transcript has 10 exons. Lineage: Eukaryota; Metazoa; Chordata; Aves; Anseriformes; Anatidae.